GAGAGGCGCUGUCCCUUGCAGUUCCAGACAAGUGCCUGGGACUACGUGACCGCGCGCAGGUCUACAAUGAACCCUGCCGACUGAGUGGGAGGCUGCCGAGGAAGCAAGCAGCUCAGGGCACGAGCAGGACGGAAUGACGGUGUAAAUAAUAGGUGAAAAAGAAGAGCGCUUCUCUUGCUUUUCUGAAGCCGCUGCUUGCCUUCCUGCCCUUGUCGCUCCGGGUCCCCCAGAAAUGCAUGGAUCUGCACGCUCCAGACUUUAGAUCACGGUGUUUGAUUUCCACAAGGGACAUAUUACUGUAGGUUAAAUGAAGUAAGCGGCAAGAAAGCUGACAAGCAGAGCAAUUGAACUCCCGUUUCCUUAAUUCUGCCUAUUGCAUAAAGAGAAUCAACACACUUCAGUAGUAAGAAAAUCGCCUUUCAAAAUUGAAUAGACAUACCAAAAAGUAAUACGAAGACUCACAGAUGAAGUGUGAAAACUGCACCAAAACGGAAUGUAGUAAAAAACAGAAAAAUGAUGACAAGCAAAAUACAUCGGUUGAUGCCCUGAGCACAAAUAAUGAAAAUGAGGAGAAAAGUGAAUUCCAUAAAUUGGCUAGUGCUAAAAUAUUCCUUAGUGACUGCCUAGCUUGUGACAACUGUGUGACAUCAGAGGAAAGUGUCAGGAUUUUCCAGCAGAAUCAGAAGGAGCUCUUUCGCAUACUCAGUCUUAACAAGAAAUGUGAUAUCUCAAAACACAAAGUGUUGGCAGUGUCUGUUUGCCCUCAGUCAUUGCCUUAUUUUGCUGCUAAAUUCAAUCUCAGUGUAAACAAUGCAGCCAAGAAACUGUGUGGUUUCCUCAAAAGUCUUGGGGUGCAUUAUGUAUUUGACACAACUAUAGCUGCUGAUUUCAGUAUCCUGGAGAGUCAGAAGGAAUUUAUUCAGCGGUAUCGACAGCAGAACCAGGAGGAACAUGCCUUGCCAAUGUUUGCCUCUGCUUGCCCUGGUUGGAUCCGGUAUGCUGAAAGGGUGCUUACCAGCUCAGUGACACCACACAUUUGCACCGCGAAAUCUCCUCAGCAGAUCAUGGGAUCCCUGGUGAAGGGUUACUUCGCCAGGCAACAGAACCUGUCUCCAGAUAAAAUUUUCCACAUAAUCGUGGCUCCUUGCUAUGACAAAAAAUUAGAAGCCUUGCGGGAAGAUUUUUACAUCUCCUUGUAUAAUUCUCAAGAUGUUGAUUGUGUUCUAACAUCAGGUGAAAUUGUCCAAAUAAUGGAGCAGAAAAAUAUAUCUAUGAAAGAAGUGGCUGAAGUGGCUGUAGACAGUUUGUUUGGUGAAAUAAAGGAGGAAGACAUAGUACGGCAUGAUGGGAGGAGAUCUGAUGGGUACCUAGAGCACAUCUUUAAACAUGCUGCCAAGGAGCUCUUUGAUAUGGAUGUCAAGGAAAUCACUUACAAAACUUUAAAAAACAAGGACUUUCAGGAAGUCACACUGGAAAAGGACGGUGAGACAGUGUUGCGCUUCGCAGCUGCAUAUGGCUUUAGGAACAUCCAGAAUGUGGUCCUAAAGCUGAAAAAGGGAAAGUUCUUGUACCAUUUUGUGGAGGUUCUUGCCUGCCCUGGAGGGUGUUUAAAUGGAAAAGGCCAAGCCCAGACUGAAGAUGGAAAACCAGACAAAGUGUUGCUCAGCCAGAUGGAGGAAAUGUAUGCUGCAAUUCCUGUCAGGCUUCCAGAAACCAGCAUGCAUGUGCAAAAGCUGUACCAGGACUGGCUGGAAGGGCUGGACUCCAAGAAGGUUCAGGAAACUCUGCACACCAAAUACUGUGCAGUAAAUCAAACAGCAAGCAGCAUGGAUAUCAAGUGGUGACCAAUCAGGCUCACGAAAUAUGAAAAAACUUGCAUAGGUUAGUUAUAAACUCAGCGCUGGAAACAUUCUAUGCAAUUGGGGAUGCUACGCACUAGCCAAGUGUAAAAUCAAUACACUUUCUGAAUUGUGGAAUAUUACUUACUUUCCACAAAGAA
Messenger RNA from Pelodiscus sinensis (Chinese soft-shelled turtle), 1999 nucleotides. RefSeq names its product nuclear prelamin A recognition factor (gene NARF). The record is from RefSeq and is a predicted model, not a curated record. NCBI's taxonomy places the organism in Eukaryota, Metazoa, Chordata, Testudines, Trionychidae.